CGCACAUAUGCAGUUCGAACUCCCUGAUCCUCAAUGGAAGUCGUCAAACGCAAGAGAUCCGACGCCGUCUCCGCGCCACCGACGGUAGCGCCAGCGCUUCGCAACGUCACCACAAGCGAAGAAAAUGAAAACAGCAACAUCGACCUCUCCCUCCUGGAAGCCUUGGAGAAGUCUCAGAGCAGCGUUGAAGUCGUAGACCUUCGAAGCCUAAAGAAGCUGGUUCUCUCCUUUGAGCGCCGCCUCAAGGAGAACAUCGAGGCCCGUCUCAAGUACCCCGAGCAGCCUGACCGCUUUGCGGACUCCGAGGUCGAACUCCACGACGAGCUGCAGAAGCUCAAGGUUCUUGCCGGUGGUCCUGAACUCUAUCCCGACCUUGUCAAUUACAAUACAAUUCCUUCCAUUCUCGGCCUCUUGUCGCAUGACAACACCGACAUUGCUAUCGAUGUUGUCCAGUUGCUUCAAGAUCUAACCGAUGAGGACGUUCUCGAAGACAAUGACGAGCCGGCUCGGGUUCUUGUAGACGCUUUAAUUGAGAACAACGUGUUGGAGCUGCUCGUACAGAAUCUGCACCGGCUUUCCGACUCGGACCCUGACGAGAUGGCGGCAAUUUACAGUACGCUUGCAACGAUUGAGAAUCUUGUCGAAGUGAAGCCCGCGGUGGCGGAGCUGGUUUGCGAGAGGACCAAGCUUUUGAGGUGGCUGAUGGGGAAGAUUAAGGUUAGGGAAUUCGAUAGUAUUAAGCAGUACGCAUCGGAGAUUUUGGCAAUUCUGUUGCAGAACAGCACGGCCAAUCAGAAGCGAUUGGGGCAGAUGAACGGCGUAGAUGUUGUUUUGCAGGCGGUGGCGAUGUACAAGUCGAAGGACCCAAAGAGCUCCGAUGAGGAGGAAUUGGUGGAGAAUCUGUUUGAUUGUCUGUGCUGUCUGUUGAUGCCAUUGGAGAACAAGGAGAGGUUUGUCAUGGCUGAGGGAGUGGAGCUGAUGAUUAUUAUCAUGAAACAGAAGAAAUUAGCCUAUGGGUCUGCAAUAAGGGCGCUUGAUUUUUCCAUGACCAAGUAUCCGCCCGCCUGUGAACGCUUUGUGGAUGUUUUGGGCUUGAAAACUGCGUUUGCUGCAUUCAUGGGUAAGAUUCCUAUUAGCAAGAAGAACAAGAAAGAGAGGUACCAAGAGGAGUUGGAAGAGCAUGUUGUGUCCUUGAUAUCAUCAUUAUUUGGUGGAAUAUUGAGAGGUUCAAGAAGGGAAAGGCUGUUUAGUAAGUUUGUUGAAAAUGAGUGUGAAAAGAUAGACCGGCUUAUGGAACUAUAUACUAGAUAUUCUGAUAGAGUAAAAGCCGAAACCCAACGACUAAAUGAGAUUGAACUUGAUGAUCUAGAGAUGGAUGAAGAGGAAAGAUACAAUCGUAGGCUUGAAUCUGGGCUUUACACUCUUCAGUUGAUAGCGGUUAUUCUCGGUCAUAUUUGGUGCUCUGAGCACCCUCAAAUGAGAGCAAGAAUUGAACUUUUACUCAAGCAGCAAAAACUUUCGAAGGAGGAUGUUAAGGAUAUACUUCAGGAAUAUCAUGACAACAUUGGUGACCUUGAUGGCCCGGAGGAAAAAGAACGAGCACAGACGAGGAUUCAGAAGUUCAUCACAGCUUUCUCAUAAAUUGAUUUCCUGCUGGGUUGGACAGAGAAUCUUGUCCGGUGUUGUGAAGUCAAUAUUUUAAGAAAUGUAUCCCUUAUAUUAGGUUUUCAUGGCUUGCCAAAGGGUCUUCGUGGUUGGUUACUUUCGCUGUACCAAUCAAAUAAUUGCUAUAGUUGGUUAUGCCAAAAAACAAUUGCUGCUCUCUCUUUUUUUUUUUUCUUUUUUUUUUUGAGGGAAUGAUUGCUGCUCUGAGCCUAUGAGUAAUCGAAAUUUGUCUUCCGAGGAAAUCUUUUGUGGUUUCAUUUAGGUUUAUACUCGAUAUAGACAAAAUCCAAGGAGUCCAUGAUUAGCAUUACAAACAAUGCAAACCUGCGAACGGCAGAGAUUUUUGC
Tripterygium wilfordii is the source of this 2012-nucleotide messenger RNA. RefSeq names its product beta-catenin-like protein 1. Lineage: Eukaryota; Viridiplantae; Streptophyta; Magnoliopsida; Celastrales; Celastraceae. Gene Ontology annotation, cellular component: spliceosomal complex. The record is from RefSeq and is a predicted model, not a curated record. The transcript is spliced from 8 exons. Bases 34 to 1641 code for a protein of 535 amino acids.